Messenger RNA from Lentinula edodes (shiitake mushroom), 300 nucleotides. RefSeq lists its product as uncharacterized. NCBI's taxonomy places the organism in Eukaryota, Fungi, Basidiomycota, Agaricomycetes, Agaricales, Omphalotaceae. The annotation marks the transcript as partial. The record is from RefSeq and is a predicted model, not a curated record. The transcript has a single exon.
GUAUGUCCUUCCUCCCUGCAUUCAAUCCUAUUCCCAGAAACCUCGCCUCGCCUCCUCGUUGUUGGUCCUUCCUCCCUACAUUCAAUCCUAUUCCGCCUCCUCGUUGGUGUCUGUCCUUCCUCCCUUCAUUCGAUUCUACUUCCUCCCCUCUUGUUUGAUUGCUAGCCUGUUUCUAUUCCUUCGCCGCUUGUUCACCUGUUGUCAUCUCUGUUGGAAAGAAUGCCAUGAUACUGAGGGCGAUAGAUAGAACACGACGAUGGGGAAAAAAACCGCGAGCGGACAGCUGGCAGUCAUGUGUUG